Penicillium mononematosum is the source of this 2685-nucleotide messenger RNA. Its product is annotated as putative glycosyl hydrolase. The transcript is spliced from 2 exons. The coding region runs from base 1 to 2685 and encodes 894 amino acids. Lineage: Eukaryota; Fungi; Ascomycota; Eurotiomycetes; Eurotiales; Aspergillaceae. The record is from RefSeq and is a predicted model, not a curated record. Gene Ontology annotation, biological process: carbohydrate metabolic process. Gene Ontology annotation, molecular function: hydrolase activity, hydrolyzing O-glycosyl compounds.
AUGUUCAAGAACAUGACUAAACUUUGCAUAGCACUGGCUAUUAGUGCUAGUGUCUGUGCAGAGGCGUCAACCGGCUCCGAACCUCUUGUCGCUUUUGCCGGUGAUAUUGCUGCUAUCCCGGGAUGGUACCUCCAAUCAACGACAAAAGUAUCAGAAGAGAUACAUGUACUCUCUGCACCGGGAGAAGAUGUGUCGUCAUGGUAUCGAGUUGGUGCUCGUGGCACUGUCAUGGCUGGGCUUAUUGAGAACGGAGUAUACAACGAGACAGACUUGUUCUACUCGGACAAUAUGGAAUCUAUCGCUGAUCCCUCCCUGUUCGAUGCACCCUGGCUUUAUCGAGAAGAGUUUACGUUGAACCCAUCCAUCGGCCAAUAUUUCACCCUAAAAACACACGGAAUCACCUCCAAGGCAGACAUCUACCUGAACGGGGAGCUCAUUGCAUCAAGCGACCAGCAGCAAGGCUCCUAUGGCGGCCACCAGUACAACGUGACCGAGCACGUUAGGGAAGGAGUCAAUUGUCUUCUCAUUCGUGUGUUCCCAACCAACUAUCUUCGCGAUUUUGCCCAGGGGUUUGUGGACUGGAAUCCCUACCCAGCCGACAAUGGCACCGGUGUUUGGCGAAAUGUAGAGGUUUCUCAGACUGGAGCCGUCUCGAUGUCGCCAUUCCGCAUCCUCACUGAUUUUUCUCUACCCAACUCUGGGCCGGUGAAGGUCACCUUUAGAACUGACUUGACCAACCAUGAAUUGAGUGGUCACCAGGUACUGGUCAACGGCACUGUCAAAGGACCAGAUGGCUCCGCAGAUAUGGAAUUUAGCGAGGCAUUUGACUUGAAGUCAAACGAACAAAAAACGGUGUCUAUGAGCGUUUCAAUUGAGAACCCUGAUAUUUGGUGGCCUGCUCUUUGGGGCGAGCAGCCUUUAUAUACAGUACAGGCCAGCGCCAUCAUCCAGAAACCUCAGCAGUUGGUUUCCGAUAGUUCAAUUCGCCAACAAUUUGGGAUUCGCCAUGUAUCAUCGAAGUUGAACAAGUCCAAUGAUACCGAAUUCGCUGUCAAUGGCGAGCCCUUCCAGGUCAUCGGAGCCGGAUAUGGACCAGAUAUCUUUUUACGAUUCGAUAUUGACAGGGUACAGAAGAUUUUCGCCUACAUGCUGGACAUGGGACUCAAUACUGUGCGCCUGGAAGGAAAUCAGGAGCACCCGGAACUUUAUGAUCUCGCAGAUAAAAUGGGCAUGAUGGUCCUAGCGGGAUGGGAAUGUUGUGAUAAAUGGGAAGGGUGGAAGUACAAUAACGAUGCCAAAGGCGUCAAGUGGGACAAGUCAGACUACCCAGUUGCGGAAGCAGCAAUGCUGCACGAGGCAGAGAUGAUGCAAAGCCAUGCUUCGAUGCUUGGAUUUUUGGUGGGCUCAGACUAUUGGCCAGAUGAUCAGGCCACCGGGAUUUACCUAGAUGCCCUCAAAGCCAUGGAUUGGCCCAACCCAAUCAUUGCAUCAGCCAGCAAACGUGGAUACCCCGAAGCUCUUGGACCAUCCGGAAUGAAGAUGGACGGCCCGUACGAUUGGGUACCUCCAAAUUACUGGUACAACGACAAAGAAGGAGCGGCGUCUGGCUUUGGAUCUGAAUUGGGUGCCGGAGUUGGAACUCCCGAAAUGCGCAGCCUGAAAAAGUUCAUGUCUGAUGACGAGCUAGAAACACUUUGGAAAGAACCAGAUGCAGACCAAUAUCAUAUGUCGCGCUAUGAUUCGCAAUUUUACGAUCGGAGGAUCUACAACGAGGCUCUCUUUGCCCGCUACGGAAAACCAUCAAGCCUGGAAGACUACAUCCUGAAAAGUCAGAUGGCGGAUUAUGAGGCCACCCGAUCCCAGUUUGAAGCAUAUGCAACCCAGCAAAAUGCUACCCGACCUGCCACGGGCGUUAUAUAUUGGAUGUUGAACAGUGCCUGGCCAAAUCUACAUUGGCAGUUGUUUGAUUAUUAUCUCAGCCCUAUGGCGGCCUACUUUGGCACCAAGGUUGGAGCGCGUAUGGAACACGUGGCUUAUGAUUAUGAGAGCCAUAAAAUUUGGUUGAUUAACCACUCUCUUGAAAAGGAGGGAAAUCGACAAAUCAAGGUAGACUUCAUUGAUUCAAAUGGCAAAGAACUAUCCCGGGCCACAGUGGAGAGCAACACGAGCCCCCAUUCUUCAAAGGUGGUGGCUUCGCUUGACGGAAUUAAAAAAGUCAAAGAUAUUGGCUUCCUCCGUCUCACGCUCAGUGAUCCCGAAUCUGAAGAUGUCCUUAGUCGCAAUGUUUACUGGCUCUCUCCUACCACGGAUGUCUUGGACUGGUCAGAGUCGGAUUGGUACACCACACCAGUUACCAAAUUUGCCAAAUAUACCAAGCUGGAGACACUGAAACCGGCUACUUUGAAGGCAUCAUUACACAGCCUAGAAUCAUCAGCAGACGAUGGUUUGACUCAUGCUGAGGUCGUGCUUGAAAACAAGUCUGCAGGACCAGCUGUUUUCAUUCGUCUGAAUGCUUUCGAUGAACUCAAAGGCGCUGAAAUUGCACCGCUUUAUUGGUCUGAUAAUUAUGUGACACUUUGGCCGAAAGAACAACUGCAGUUGACUGUUGCAUUUGAAGGAGAUAUCCAACAUACUGUGAUCGAAAUUACAGGAAGAAAUGUGGAGAAAGUGACACUCAAGGUUUAG